AAGAUCGAUAAGACCUGAAGUUAUUUUAAAUGAGUUUUGUAAGUUCAGUAAACAUGUACGAAAGUUAGUUACCUAUCAGUUUAAAAUUUCUUAGCGACGAAAUGAGUUCAAAUUCUUUGUUAACUCAAACACACGAUAUAAUUCGUUAUGCUAAUACUUAUAAACUGGAACCUGAUAAUCCUUUUGAUCCAGAAAAAGUAGAAAAAGUUUUAAAAGAAAUUCUACAAGAAGCAAUGGAAAAUCUUGUAUACGAUCCCGAUCAAUGUGUGAAGCAAGCUAAAUGGGCUUCAUAUAUGAUCAGGAAAAAAGUGAAAGAGUUAAAUUUUGAUAGAUAUAAAAUUAUAAGCAUUGUUACAAUAGGAGAAAAACGAGAUCAAUCUGUUAAUAUAGUUUGCCAAUUUUUAUGGGAUAGUAGUAAGGAUCGAUUUUCUACAAUUUCUAUAGAAAAUUCAAAUGUUUAUGGAAUUGCUUAUUGUUUUGGUUUGUAUUACGAAUAA
Messenger RNA from Diorhabda carinulata, 497 nucleotides. RefSeq names its product dynein light chain Tctex-type 5-like. Gene Ontology annotation, molecular function: dynein intermediate chain binding. Bases 102 to 497 code for a protein of 131 amino acids. Gene Ontology annotation, cellular component: cytoplasm; cytoplasmic dynein complex. Gene Ontology annotation, biological process: microtubule-based movement. Lineage: Eukaryota; Metazoa; Arthropoda; Insecta; Coleoptera; Chrysomelidae. The transcript has 3 exons. The record is from RefSeq and is a predicted model, not a curated record.